AUGCCACCAAGGUUGACGGCGCCUCUAGAAAGAGAAGCAGCUGCACGGUUGAGAGAGGGAGAGGACGGAGGAGAGGAUGGAGGAGACGAGGCACGUGGAGAUGGGGAUAGAGGAGAGAGUGGAGCAGACGCAGCGUGUGUUGAAGAAGCAGUGAAAGCAGAAGAGGUGGCGAAUGCAGCAGGAAGCGUGGGAGCGGAGAGGAGGAGGAGGAAUAAGCCGGAAGAAGGCGGGUCGAUGGUGGUGACUCUGAGACUGAGAGGCGGUCGACAGGAGAGACAAGGUGCUGUUGCUCCUAGGAUUCAGAUUCUGCAGCAGCAGCCGCUGCAGCAGCAGGAGUGGCAGCAGCAGCAGCAGCAGCGGCAGGAGCGGCAGGAGCGACAGGCGCAAUGUGGGUUGCAGGAGCAGACGCAGCAAACAGAGCCUGGUUCGUUGUCUGGGGUGGACGUGUCAGGGCUCCAGGCGAUAGGGGCGAAGCGGAAGCGGGAAGGGAGGCGGAAGGGCCGCGGGGAGGAGGCGCAUGGGGAAUUUGAGCGCAGGGUUGAGGGGAGUGUUGAGGUGACAGUUGAGGGGUCAUGUCCAAGUGAGGCAGAAGGUAUGCGUGGGGAAGGGGAGGGGAAAGAGGGAGGGGGCGUUUGUGCUGGUAUUGCUCCUGCUGCCCCUCCUGCUGCCCCUCCUGUUGCCCCUCCUGCUGCCAAGCCUGCUGCCGCUCUCCCGUCCACUCUCCCAGACCCCUCCCUCCUUGGGGAUUCGCCAGCAGCCGCGGCAAGGAGAAGGCAGCAGCAGAGACGGCAGCAGCAGCUUCAGGAGGAGCGGUAUACUGUACUUGAAGCAGACUGUAACGAGGAUGAGAAGCUUUCUAGAAGCGCUGACGUCGGGACUAGGGCGGCUGAGGUUGGUAGGGACGGGAAAGCAGGUGCAAACCUUGAUGUGGGAGUUGAGUUGGAUGAAGGCGGGGGUGAUAGUUCAUUUGAAGGGGAACAAAGGCAGCAGAGGCAGCAUAGGAAGCAACGGGAGCAUAGGAAGCAGAGGGAGCAGCGGGAGCAGAGGGAGAUGGUGAUUCAUGAAGAGCAAAUGGGGGAUCCUUGGGAGUUGGAAGCGGGUGAAGGGACGCUCUUACCUGCAGGCAAUAGGGAGAAGCAGGGGCAGGAAGAGAAGCCGAAGCAUGCUCGCAAAAGGGAGAAAGAGGAGGGGGGGGAGAAAAGGGAGAGGAAAGAAAAGGGGAGGAAAAGGCGAGUUAGUGAAGAAGAUGUGAUAGGGCGGAAGCGAGGAAGGGGCAUGGAGGAGGCGUCGAUUGUGGUGAGAGGGAGGGCUGGAGGGGCAGCAGGAGAAGGGGUGGAGGAGGGAAGGGAGGCAAGAGAUGCAGAAGAGGCGAAGGGGGAGGCGAGAAUGACCAGGAGCAGGGCUGCCAGAGCAGAUGUGAGCUCUGGUAAUGGAGCAGGGACAGGGGCUGGGGCUGCGGCAGGUGUUGGGAUUGGAGCUGAGGCAGGGGUAGGGGCAGGAGCAAGGGGAGAAGAAGGAGCAGGUUUAGGAUCAUGGGAUGGGGAAGCUGAAAAGCCCCAUCCUUCUCGUGGUUUCUUCUCCCCGCCUCAUUCGUCCUCUGUGAACUCGGGGGGUUCAAGUGUUUGGUUGCUUGGGGACGAGGGCGAGAAAGGAGGAAGAGAGACACCGGUUGGGGAGAUUUCAGGUGGGGAAACAGGAGAUGGUGGUAAAGUCGCAAGAGUUGGAUUAGGAGGUGCUGCAAAGUCUGUUGCUUGGAUGAGCCAACACAGGCCUUUUGAAGCUGUGCCGAGGAAUGGUGGAGUAGUAGCAGUGGAAGGGGACGAGUGUGAUACAGCUGCGCUGCUCGUUAUAGUCACGGUGGUGCUGUGUGUGAGCACGUGGUAUGCAGCGGGCAAGAUGUACAGCGACUCCCUCGAUGACAUCGCCACACAGCUGCGGCAAAAGUCUCUAGUGCGGGUGCACCAGCAGUUCCUGCUCUACAUCAACCGUGAUCGCGACGUGCUGCUGGCCUUCGCCUCCGUGGUGGAGAACCUGCUGGCGCAGACCAACACGUCUGUCGUGGGGCUACGUUAUGCGCAGAAGCAGAUCGCCCCUCUGGCGUGGUCAUUCUUCCAGUCGUCCCUGCCGCGCCUCACGCUGCUGGGCUACUUCUCCCACUUCGGCUGCCUUGUCUCCUACUCCCAGACCGACCCUGUCACCCAGUCCUUCUCAGCCACUCCUGGUGGCGCCGUGUCACAGGUCUACACAAAGAAUCUCACCGAUAUCACAGGCCAAUGGUACAUCCAGGCAGUUAACACCUCCACCGGAUCCGCCAUCCCCCAGUCUCCCCCUCGGAACUUCACGCCAGUGCCCAUCGGGUCCCCAACCGUCUACGACAGCGUUGCCAGCGGCCCCCCCGGCCUGCUGCUCUGGUCCUUCAAUGCCGUUCAGAACCUCUCUGGACCGCUCUUGCUCGCGUCUGUGGCCGUGAGGGGCGCGGAGCAGAGGAAAGCGAUUGGGCAGGAUGUUGGGGGGGAUGAGUGGUGGGAUGUGGGUGCGGGAGUGGGGGUGAAAGGGGUGGUGGGGAGUGCGGGGGGGAGUGGAGGAGGGAGUGGGAAAGGGAGGGGGUUGGGAGGGGCUGGAGGGACUACGAAGGUUGAUGCAACGGUUCAAGGAGGCACAGACAACAGCGUCAUGUACAUCUGCAGCAGCGACGGGUUUUUGGUUGCCACCUCCACCAACGCCGCCACCACCGCCAUGGCUACCCCGUCUGCAAAUCCAGCUGCUCCUGCUUCCAGUGGGAUGAGCGGAGGAGGUGGGAGCGGCAACCAGAGCGGGUCGGGGCAGCAGCAGCAGGGGGCAGGACCGCCGCCGCUGCCGCCGGGGUUUGAAGGGCCGGGGGCCGGGCAGGCGAUGCCAGUGCUGGUGAACGCGACGCAGGUGUUGGAUGCGGUGAUUGCCGAUACGGCGCGGUACCUGGAGGCGCGGUUUGGGCUGCCGGCGCUGGUGGCGGGGAACUACUCGGUGGGGGGCGUGAUGGUGAACGGGGAGGAGUGCUUCGUGAGCACCAUGGCCCUCAGCUUCGACAAUCUCAACAUGUACCUUGCGAUCAUCAUGCCGCGCGCCUCCAUCACAGCAUCGAUAGAGUCAAAGCAGCGCAUCAUGGUCAUUGUCACCACGGCAGUCGCGCUGUGCCUGCUGCUCAUCGGCUGGGCCGUGGUGAUCUUUCUCACGCUCUACGUGGACACGCGCAUGCGCCCCAAGGAGGAGCUGCAGCGCCAGAUGGAGGAGACCCAGCGAGCCCAGGCUGCCUCAGAGGUCAAGAGCCAGUUCCUGGCCAACAUCUCCCAUGACCUCAGGACCCCUAUGGCCGGCAUCCUGGGUCUACUGGACAUCAUGCUGUGCGACCACCUCUCGUCAGAGCAGGAGGCCAAUCUGCGCCAGAUGAAGUCCUGCUGUGCCUCCCUCCUUGGACUCCUUAACAACCUGCUCGACCUUGCCAAGGUGGAGGCGGGCAAGAUGCAGCUGGAGGUGUUGGAGUUUGACAUAGUGGGCGAGCUCGAGUCGCUGGUCGACAUGUUCAGCGUGCAGGGGCUCAGCAACGGCACCGAAAUCGCCCUCGAUCUCUCUGACGACAUUGAUCGGACGGUCAAGGGCGACCCGUCCAGGGUCAGACAGGUGUUUGCGAAUCUACUCAGCAACGCGUGCAAGUUCACCAAGAACGGCCAGGUGGUGGUGCGGGGGUGGGUGCGGGACAGGCCGCCCCCGCAGCUGGCAAAGCAGGACCUCUCCAUCCCGGGGGAGAAGGGCAACAGCAGGCGGCACAGCAGGUCCAAGAGCCGUGAUGUGGACAAUGCAGCAGCAGAGGCAGGGGGAGGAGUGGGUGGGGGAAUGGGCGGAGGGGCGGGGGUGGGAGGGGAGCAGGGCGGGGGCAAGGGGCGGCGCACAGUGGCGUUCAUGUUUGAGGUGGAUGACACGGGGCCGGGCAUUCCCGUGCACAAGCGAGAGUCCAUCUUUGAAAACUUCCAACAGGCUGAUGUUUCCACUGCCCGCACACACGGUGGCACAGGGCUCGGUCUGGGAAUCGUGAACCUGAUGGGGGGAUCAAUAGCCGUGGUGGACAAGGAUGGGCAGGGGGCCCGGUUCCGCUUCGACAUGCGGUUCGAAGCGGUGGAGGGCGGUGGAGGGUGGCACAACAGCAUGCUUCAGCCAGAGCUGCUGCUGCCCAAGCUGACUGCCGUGGAGGGCGGGCAGGUGCUUCUAGCAAUGAAGGACGACAGUGCCGCCGCGGCCAUAGCCACGGCCUGGAUGGAGCGGCGCAAGCUCAAGGUGCUGCUGGCAAUGAAGGAGGACAGCGCCGGGGAAGCCAUAGCCUCUGCCUGGAUGGAGCGGCGGAAGCUCGGUGUCCUUCUGGCAAUGAAGGAGGACAGUGCAGGGGCGGCCAUAGCCACAGCCUGGAUGGAGCGGCGCAAUCUCAAGGUGUGGCGAGCGCACACGUGGCAGGAGAUCAUGCCAGCUGUCGCGUCCAUACUGAUCCAGAAGUCUGCUGCCUCGCAGCCCCCCCGUGCCUCUCGCUCCCUCGUGGGCUUCUCUGCUCCGCUCAUGCGGAGUUUUACUGCUCUGAGAGGGGGCGGUGGGGAGAAAGGGGAGAAAGGCGAGAAGGGGGAGCGAGGGGAGAAAGGGGAGAGGGGGGAGAGGGGCGGGGAGAGAGGGGGGAUUGCUGCUGCGGGUGGAGCGGCGCAGCUGGGGCAGGUGGUAUCUGAAUCAGGCGCACCUGGGCAGGGGCAGAGAGAGGUUUGGAACCGGCUUCCCUCGCCGUCCCAUCCUCUGGGCAACGGGCGCAUUCUGAGCAGCCCCGGGCGCUGCUUCGGCAGCCCUGCUGCUGCAAGCACUUGCGGCGACAGCGAGGAGGGGGAGGUUGGGGACGGGGGAGCGGGGGAGGGGGCGGAAGGGGGGAAAGGAGGAGGGGGGUUGGCGGGAGGGAGGGCGAUGGGGAUGGUGAAGAGCCUUGGCAGCAGCAGCAGCAGGUUACUGGGGCGUGGUCUGAGUACCAAGUCCCGACGGUCCCUGGAGAAGCAGGGUAGCAGCCGUGGCUUGGACCAGGAUCCCUCCUUUUCCAGCCACGGCUCUGCCUCUACCACCACCACCCCUCCCGCUUCUGCUGAUGCUGCUGCCGCUGGUGCUGCUGCUGGUGCUGCUGCUGGUGCGCUAGGCACGCCCCCCAAUGGUCUCGCAUCGCUGUCCUUUGAUGGGACGAUGGGCAGGGAGCAGCAGGGCCUGUUGAGUGGGCCGUUAGCUCAUGGGAGCAUCGGCUCCCGGUCGCUCGGAGCAGGGUUGCUUGGAGGGCGAGGGGGACCGGGGGGCGUGGGGUCGGACAAAGACGGCUCGAUUGCUGCUGCUGCCGCCGCCGCUGUUGCUGCCGUUGAAUCAGAAGGUGCUGGCACUGGUGGCGCUGGUGCUGGUGGUGUUGCUGCUGGUGCUGCUGCUCCCGCUGCUGCUGCUGGUGCUGCUGCUCCCGCUGCUGCUGCUGCUGCUGCUGCUGCUCCCGCUGCUGCCACAGCUUCCCGUGGAUCCUUCCUCUCUGCCGCAUCCCCUUCCCGGGUCGUCCCGGCAUCCCCAUCCCGGCUCAUCCCCGCCUCCCCUCCCUCAGCAGCAGCCCAAGCAUCCUCCUCCUCCUCUGCCUCCUCCUCAGCAGCCCGGCCGGCGUCGAAGCUGAUGCUGGCGGUGAUAGACGUGUCCAUCGUGCCGAGCGUGCAUCAAUUUAUUGCCGAGGAGCUUCAUAUAUUUCGGGCACGGCUGCAGCACCAGGGCUUCGUGAUCGCCUGGCUGGUGGAGCACAACACGUCCGCUGAUACUAGGCGCGUACUCAGAAGGUCGGGGUGUGCAGUGGCGUCCAAGCCCCUCUAUGCGUCGCGCAUGGCCCCUCUCCUCGCCCUGGCAACGGCCAGGAACAGUGUUCCGCACUCGAGCUCGCAAAUUGACAUGCCGCGCACGUUUGGAGGGAGGGGCGGGCGAGGGGCAGAUGGGGGAGGCGAAGGGGGUGGUUCACAGUGGCACCAUGGCGAGGGGAACGAGCAGGCAUGGGGCCUGCCAGCGCCAGCAGAGGAGGACGAAUCCGCCGACUCACCAGCAGCCUCGUCCACCGCUCUGCGCAACACGGCUGCCGUCUCCGUCCCCUUCUCCCCCUGCCCUCGCCCCUCCGCCUCCAACCCCACUACCGCCACCGCUGCUGGUUCUGCCGCAGCUGGUUCUGCCGCUGCUGGCGCUGCUGCUGGUGCUGCUGGGGGAGCGGCUAUGUCUGGUUACCCCCCUCCCUCUGGCCGGGGACCCCCCAUUCCCUCCCCACACGCCGCUGCUGUUGCCUCCCCUCACGGCCUACCUUCUGGCCGGCCCCCGAUUCCCUCGGCGGCAAGUGCGGAAGGCCCCUGCCCGGCCCUAAGUGACGGUGCUGCUGCUGCUGGCGGUGCUGGUGCUGGCUCUCCUGCCCAGGGAGGAGCAGCAGGGGCAGCAGGGGGGGUGUUGGAGUCGUCUCCUGGGUCGCGGUCAGGCAGGAUGCGGCCGGUCAACAGCGGGCUCAAGAAAGGGGCGUCCUUCUCAGAGGGUUCGUUUGACAACGCGCUGGCAGGCAAGCGUGUGCUGAUUGCUGAAGACACGGCUCUGCUGAGGAAGGUUGCCAUAAUUCGAAUGCAGAAGCUGGGCUGUGAGGUGGAGGCGGUGUGUGACGGGCAGCAAGCAGUGGAUGCGGUGUUGGCCACCUACGCCAGCAACACGGGGCGGUUCGAUGCGGUGCUCAUGGAUUGCCAGAUGCCGGUGCUGGACGGGUACGGGGCCACAGCAGCCAUCAGAGCAGGGGAGGCGGGGACGCCUUUCCACACGCCCAUAGUGGCCCUCACAGCCCACGCCAUGACCAGCGACCACCGCAAAUGCCUUGACGCAGGCAUGGAUGCUUACCUCACGAAGCCUAUUGAUCCUGCUCUCAUGUCCCGCACACUCCUAGGCCUCAUGGCAAAGCACCCUGUCGCUGCUGCUGCUCCUCCUCGUCCUGCUACUGCUGACUCCUGA
This is a messenger RNA of Closterium sp. NIES-65, 7041 nucleotides long. The record is from the annotation of a GenBank genome assembly. NCBI's taxonomy places the organism in Eukaryota, Viridiplantae, Streptophyta, Zygnematophyceae, Desmidiales, Closteriaceae.